AUGAGCCUGACCUUCCACCGAAGGAUUCGGCUGGCUGUGGCCACCCUCAACAACUGGGCCCUCGACUUUCAGGGGAAUUAUGAACGAAUUAAGAAAACGUGUGAGGAAGCAUACAAAGCUGGCGCUACACUGCGCGUCGGCCCUGAGCUCGAGAUUCCAGGAUAUGGAUGCGCCGAUCACUACUUUGAGCUGGAUACGGAGCUGCACUCUUGGGAAAUUCUACAUAGGCUUGUGCUUGAUUCGAAAAAGUGGAAGAAUUUAUUGGUGGUGACUGGCAUGCCGGUACGGCGAGACGGCCUUCUUUUCAAUUGCUGUGUGGCGUUUGCGGAGGGCUGGUUUGUGCGCUGGAAUCGGCGUGGCGUCACCGAAAGAUUCGAAAUUCUGCCGAGCUUUGGGUUCGACGAACCGGAGGUGCCUUUUGGGGACGGCGUGCUGAGGACCGCCGACAAUGUGACGAUCGGUUUCGAGAUUUGCGAAGAAUUGUGGACAGCAAAUAGUUCUCACGUGCACAUGGGCCUUCGAGGAGUGGACAUUAUUGUCAACAGCUCGGGCAGCCAUCACAUACUCGGGAAAAGCUGCUAUCGACUCAAUCAAUUGAUCCUGGGGUCGACGGGGAAAGUAGGAGGAGUCUACAUGUUCGCGAACCAUCGUGGAUGCGAUGGUGAUCGAGUGUAUUACGACGGAAUGAGCAGCAUAUCCCAAAAUGGAAAGCUCUACGCACAAGUUAACCAGUUCGACAUCGAGGAUACAUGUAUCGCCACUUCGUUGAUCGACUUGAACCGCAAUUUGACAUAUCGGUCGCGUUUGGCGAGCAUGAGAAAUGAGGCUGCCGCACUGCCCUACCUCCAGACGGUGAAGGUGCCGUUGACGCUUACGGACAGUAAAGCAAAUCCCGCUGAGCCGUUGACCGAGCCGAUUGUGACCAGGCAAAAAACGCCGAUCGAGGAGCUAUGCGAGGGCCCGCCGGCCUGGCUUUGGCAUUACCUGAGAAGGAGCAAGGCGUCUGGCUUUUUCCUGCCACUCUCCGGCGGCUCCGAUUCCUCUGCGGUAGCGGUGAUGGUGCGGCUAAUGUGUGAGAAAGUUUGCGCCGCAGCCAAGUUGCGUCGCGAAAGCGGAGGCGAUGACGAUCCGGCUUACUUCCUCAAUGGCAAGCGCGUAUUGCACACAUGCUACAUGGCCAGCGAGCAUUCUAGCCAAGAGACGCGCAAGAGCGCCGACGGCUUGGCCAAGGCGAUCAACAGCUCUCACACCAGCCUGCUCAUUGACACUGCCGUCUCGGCGAUGCUCGGCAUAUUCAAGCUGGCCUACAACUUUAUGCCCAGUUUUUCGAGCAACGACAACCGCGAGGCGAUGGCACUGCAAAAUAUUCAAGCCCGGAUCCGAAUGGUGCUAGCCUAUCUAUGCGCGCAAUUGGCUCAGGCGGCCCGAGGCGAAGCCGGAUGGUUGCUGGUGCUCGGGACAGCGAAUGUGGAUGAGAGG
This is a messenger RNA of Mesorhabditis spiculigera, 1479 nucleotides long. NCBI's taxonomy places the organism in Eukaryota, Metazoa, Nematoda, Chromadorea, Rhabditida, Rhabditidae. The record is from the annotation of a GenBank genome assembly.